Molecule: messenger RNA, 3972 nt
Organism: Closterium sp. Naga37s-1
Lineage: Eukaryota; Viridiplantae; Streptophyta; Zygnematophyceae; Desmidiales; Closteriaceae
Source: the annotation of a GenBank genome assembly
AUGCCGCCGUUUACGACUCCGAGGGCCGAGGCGCGUCGCCAUCAGCAGCUACAGCAGCGGCAGCGGAGUCGCGCGCCGUGGCUCGCCGGCUGGAAUCGCCAGUGCCUCGCUGCGAUCAAUCUAGACGUCGCCUGGGCGCGCUUCGUAAAGGCAGUCGGCCGGCGGUUAGAGUCCCCAAACCGGCCGGCUAAGUCCGGUUACUAUGCCGGCUGUAACGGCUGCCUAGCCGGCGUAGCGCUAGUCUGCGCGCUGCUCGUCGUCCUCCCGCUCAUUCUCCAGCGCCGCGCGUUUCUCUCCUCUUCCGCCUUGCGCGCCGCGUCAUCCAUCGACCGCGAGGCGCUGGCGGUGGCGGUGGAGCGGCGCGGGCCGUACAUCGACUCCGCCGACAUCAGCGCCGCCUCCGCGUGGCCCUCCGCGCUCGACGAUCUGCCGCCACCGCGCGAUGAUUCCGUGCGCGGGACUGUUGCGCGCGCGCGCGGGGAUGGGGGUGCGGGUGGCGAGGGGGUGACAGGGGGGAACGGGGAGGGUGAAACGCGGGAGGGGGGUUUGCGAGAGGGGGAGCUGCAGGGGGAGGGGGAACGGAGAAGCGGAGGGGAGGCGGAGGGGGGAGCGGAGGCAGCGUGUGCGUCAGGAGGCGCGGGGUGCCCUUACCCUGACAUUGUCGUGCGCGCCAAGGGUAGGGCCCUUCCAGGGGAGCGGAUGUGGGCGUGCGAGGCAGGGGAGGGCGUCAGGCGGGUGGGGCUUACUGCCAGGGUGGCCGUGGUGGCGUGCAGUAGCGUGCGCGCGCAUGACAUUCCACGGCACUGCACACUGCACCGCAGCGCCCUUGCCUUCCCAGGCAGUGCGCUCUUGUGUCGCCCCCAAGCACUGCUCCUCUCCUGCACGCUCCUCUUUUUCUUCGCCUCACCUGCUCUCCCCACACAUUACCCCCCCUCCACUCUCCCCCCCUCCUUUCACUCCCCCUUUCCCCUCGCUCCCUCCCCAGGGACCGCAUGGAGGCGGUGUGGUCCCCUACAUGCGCGCAUGGAGGCAGUGUGUGCGGGCUACGCCAUCACGCAGCUGCUUCCCUUCUCUCUCCUAUCCACUUUCCCCAACGCCCCUCGCCUUUCCCCACUCUCUUCUUCCCCAGGGCCCCCUGCAUGCGCGCAUGGAGGCGGUGGCCCUCUACAUGCGCGCAUGGAGGCGGUGUGUGCGGGCUACGCCAUCACGCAGCUGCUCGCCAUGAAGCUCUCCCCGCCCGUCGUUGACGCCGUCGGUGUCCCCCACCCGCACGGCCCCCACGCUGCUGCUGCUGGCGCGGCUGCCGCUGCUGGUAUGGAUGCUGCUGCUGCUGCUGCUGCUGGCAGCAGUGGGGGCAGCAGCAGCAGCGGGGGAGCAGAGGGGCCAGGGGUGGGAGAGGAGGGGGUGAGGCAGCUGCGGCUGGCGGUGCUGUGGCAGCCGGACAGCGGCGUGUGGGACGCGCACUUCCACCACCUCUUCCUGCCCCUGCCGCUCUCGCCCUCCCUGCCUGACGACCACGAUGCACCGCACAACGGGUCACACAACGACCCACGCGCUGCGGGUGCUGCGACGGUGGCGGUGCUGCACGAGAAGCCGCUGUGGCUGCACUCGCCACUCUACGCUGAAGGGCCGCAGCCGCAGCACAACCCGCACGGUGCGCAGCAGGCGCCGUGGCUGGUGGAGCAGCCGCCCGUCCCCUUCCCCACCCACCCUCACACCACUCGCCGCCGCCUGCUGGGCACCGGCGCCAACAGGGUGAGCAGCAGCACCGGCACUGGCAGUGGCAGGGCGCGCUCCUCCCAGCAGCUCAGAAGUGGCCGCCUCGCGUCUGCUCGCCUGCUGCUGUCUCCUCCUGGGUCAUCCUCCCCUGGGGCCGAGCCUGAUACGCAGAGCAGUGGAGGGCAGAGAAAUGGUGGUCAGAGCACUGACGGGCAGAGCACGGGGCGAAGGCGACUGGCAGAGGCGGCAGGAGGCAACACAGGAAGCUCAGGAAGCACAGGUGGCAGCAGCAGCGGCGGCGGUGGCGGUGGCAACACGGUGUCUGUGAGCCUUCACCUGCUCUCGUCCCUGCGCAGUGCUGCCACGAGCAUGGAGGUGGCGCCCGGAUCAGAGGAGGCGAUGGAGCUGCAGGCGUCCAUGGUGGAGUGCUACGGCAUGCUGCACCCCUCGCCCGCCGUGCACGAGAUAGUGGCAUGGGAGAACCUCACUCACGUGCGCCACAGCACCGCCGUUUACAUGGAGAUAGCUGCUACAAUGCAACCACUUGCUUUCUUCCUCAUGCUCCUACCUUCUCAUACACUCGCCCUUCAGUCAAGCUCUGCCCUUGUGGCCCGUUCCGAUCACCCUUCUGUUCGCCCAUGGCAGCCGGUGCUAUCAGGGUGCACGGGGUGCGAUGUGAAGCAGGUGGUGAACUGCACGGCGCGGCGCCUCAUGUGGCUCUUCCUCGCGCACCCCGCCACCGCCACCACGCUCGCCGCCUUCUGGCCCUCGCACGCCCUCGCCGUCGCCCACACCUUCCACCCCGCCCGCCAGCCGCACCUCCUCCGCACCACUCUGCACCGCUCUGAACAGUGCCGGCCGAACCCCCAGCGCGGGGAGAUGGCGGCGCCGCCCAUCGUGCCGCACCCGUGGACGCCGAAGCAGAUCGCAGAGAAGCGGCACCGCGCUGACAUGGCCAAGAACGUGAGCCGCGCCGACGCUGCUGCUGCUGACGUGGCGAUGAGUGUGGCGAGCAGGAAGGAGCGCAAGGAGUGGCUGGAUAAGGCGGUGCAGGAGCAGCUGCAGGCGGAGAAGCGGAGCGCGCGAGGCACGGGCGAGGGCGGAGGGGAGGAGGGGAGCGGGGCAGGAGCAGGAGAGGAAGGAGCGGGGGGAGGGGAGGGAGGGAGUGUGAGCUUGAUUGCAGGUGUGGACGGGCCGGAGGGAGCGGGAGAGGCAGGCGGGAUGGACGCGAAGGGCGAUGCACGGAGGGAGCGAGUGCUGGAGUUUCUACAGAAGAUGUACGGGCCGGGCAUGGGGGCAAGGCAGCUGGGCAAGACGGAGGGCGAGCAGCGGCGGCAGAUCAGAGCGAUGCUGAAGGAGCUCAUGGGGCGCGACUGGAAGACGGUGCUGGCGGGGGAGGAGGAGGGCGAGAAGGAGGGCGAGGGGGACGGGGAGGGGGAGGGGGAGGGGGAGGGGCAGGGCAAGCAGAAUGUUUUCAGUCUGGCGAAGCAGGAGCAGCAGCAAGGCGAGGCCCGGGAACAGCUGAGGAAACAGAUGGCGCUGGCAGAGAAAGAAAUGGCCGAGAGGGAGGCGAAGGAGAGGGAGGUGGUGCAGAGGGAGUGGGAGGGGCUGGACGCGAAGCAGCGGUCGAUCCGGUGCUCCCAGCUGGAGGCGGCGGAGCUGUUCGCGCUCUCCCACGCGCUGCGCCUCGUCCACCUGCAGCACUCGCCCCAGGCCGACUUCCUGCACGCGCAGGCCAUGGCCAGACGCGCCCAGGAGGCUUCGCAGGCUGCGGGUGGGGCUGUGGGGAGGGGCGAGCGGGGCGGCGGGGGGUGGGUGGGGGCGAUGGCGGAGGGCGUGGAGCGCGGCGAGGAGGUGGGGCUGGUGCGCGAGGAGACGGUGUGCCAGGCACCGUCGACCAAGCCCAUCACGAAGCACCGCAUCGGGCACCAGCUGAUCGUGGAUGAGGGCAUAGGGUUGCUGUACUGCUGGGUGCCCAAGGUGGCGUGCACGAGUUGGAAGGUGUGGCUGCGGCAGCAGCACCACGACAGGCACAGCAACGACCUGCUGUCAACGCACCGCCCCUUCGCCUCCAACAUCACCGAGCUCUGGUACGCGCUGUCGGAGCCCGCAGCCAUCCGCGCCGUCACGCGCCCCGACCUGCUGCGCUUUGUGUUCGUGCGGCAGCCCUUCGAGCGCAUCGUCUCCGCCUACCUCAACAAGCACGUGGCGGGCGGCGGGCCCGAUGGAUGGGGGCGCAAGUUCUGGAAUCUG